Molecule: messenger RNA, 2440 nt
Organism: Phlebotomus papatasi
Lineage: Eukaryota; Metazoa; Arthropoda; Insecta; Diptera; Psychodidae
Gene: mRpS30
Product: 39S ribosomal protein S30, mitochondrial
Exons: 2
Coding region: 712-2358 (548 amino acids)
Biological process (GO): translation
Cellular component (GO): mitochondrial large ribosomal subunit; mitochondrion; ribosome
Molecular function (GO): structural constituent of ribosome
Source: RefSeq, a predicted model, not a curated record
UAUUGCUGCGCGCCCUUAAAGUUUUUGAGAGUUUUCCGAGUUUCUACGUGAAAAUCAAGAAAAUCAGCAGGAAUAUGAGUGCAUCAAAUGGAGAAUUAUCAUCUGCAAUAAAUAUUCAAUGUGAAAACUUGAGGGAAAUUCUUAAAUCUUUAGAGGAAAAGCGAUUGGUGCUUUCUCGUGCUGCUGAAGAGAAUUUGAUCAUCAGGUGCCAGUUGCAGCUUUUGUGCCAGACAAUUUUCAACCAUCAUCUCCAAUGUGUUGGGACUGAAGCUUCUGAUUACAGACACGAAAUUGAGUUGCAGAAAUUAAUCAAAGAGAAUAAGAACUCUGAAAUACUUAUAAUGAACAUGUGCAAGACAAUCGCCAAAAUGUGCGAUGAAUCUUACAGACUUCUCAAUCUAAUCCAGGGAAUCCAGGACAAUCAUCCUGAGUUGUUCUCCGACUUUGAGGAAUCUGAGGAAUAUUCAAUGGAUGAGAUUGAGGCUGAUAGUAGCGAGGAGGAUGAAGAAAAAACAGAUGAUUCGAUUGAGGAUGAGGAAAAGGAAGAUUAGGAGAUGUAUUGAAUUUCCAGGGUGUGCUGUAAAACGUGUAAAACGAAUUCUGAAAUAAAAAUUUAUAUUUACAAUUUUCCCGCGCCACGAAAAGGCGCCACAAUCGAAAAAGAGUUUUUCACACCAAAAUACGGGACCUAACCUCAUUUUUUGUUAAAAAAUGUCUUUGAUUCGUGUUCAAGUGGGAUUUUCUCAGUUUUUCCGCCUCAAUUGCCGAUAUUUUGCCACUGGAGCUGCUCCAGCAAGUGAAGAGUAUGUGACAGAGGCACAAUAUCCAGAGAUCAAGGAUCCCAGCUUCCAUGCGAGAAUGUACCGGCGAAAGGAGGAGUGGCAUGAGAAACUCCGGAAAGUAGCCACUGUGGAGGAGAAACUGAUAGGUAUCAACAUGCCCAGAUACUAUGGGUACAAGUGUGUGAUGCUGAAUGAUCAGAAAUAUCCCUACAAUUGCUUGGCACUCAAUCAAUUCUGCACUCGGACAGUUUUUCACGAGUCUGAAAAACUUCCGGACUUCUACAGGAAGUUCGAUGAGACUGUGGAACGGAUGGCAAACAGCCUGAAGGGGGCCAUUGAAGAGACAGUCUGGCAUGAACUGAGGGGCUACCGGAGAGCCCAUGAGGUAAGCAAUGUUGAAAUAAAUAAGGGAGAUGAGUUGGAUAUUGUGGCUGCGGCUGUUGUCCGGGCAAUCAAUAGAGUCCUCCUGAACAGCAUGUGCGAGGAAUUUUCGCAUCUGGAUGAGGUAGAUGUUGAUCUGACACCUCGACAUGAGGCUUUUUGGACAGUGGGAGGGAUAAAACCGCCUGGAAAAUUUGUGAAAAUCCGAAAAAAUUCAGGCUGGGCAAAGGAAUAUAAAGAUGAUCCUGUAGAUAGAUUUUUCCAAUAUCGAGGGUCUCCAUAUCUUGCUCUGAGGCAUGAAUUCCCCCUUGAGCCUCUGACAGACGUUUUGCAGGAUUCCUCUAGUGUCCCAGAGUUCCUCUAUGAUCCCCAUACCAUCGGCUAUGCUACUGACCACUGCCACGGAACUUGUAUUCCUGGCUUCUGGCCAGGAGAACACAGAGAAUUUGGGACACUCUCCUUUCAAUCAAGGAGUUACUUGGUUAACAGGAAUAAGAAUUACGGUGCCCAGGAUGAACAGGAAGCUCUGCAUGCUACAGGAAUAACUAGUACUUAUGCCUGGCUUCUGGCCCAAGCAGCUUAUCAGGGUUUUAACACCUACAAUGAGCUCACUUAUCCCCUUGUGGGGCAGACAGUGGUCACAGAUGGUCAGAACUGGUCAUUUUAUGCCUAUCAACUCAAUACUCUUCUCCUGCAUUCGCAUUUCUGGAAGGAAAAUCCAAAAGCCAACGAAUGCUGGGGAACUCCUGAAGAAAAACUCUUCCAGGAGAUUGAUGACCAAGGAAAACUUAUCGGAUUCAAUGAGAAAGUCCUCAGAAAUCUCAUAGCUUUCUACUGCAAUGCUCCCAAGAAGCGAAACAUCGAGAUGAGGCCCUAUUUGGACCCAAAGGAACAGCAUUUGGCAGAUAUUGAGAACCCGGAGAAGAGGAAAUGGCUCGAAGAGAGAUUUAAGUUCAUCAUGUCCAAUAGGCCGAAGCACCAUCAGAUUCCAGAGAUUCAGAACUGGGAGAAGAUCUACCAGAUUGACCACGACAAGAGACCCAUGGAUGCCAGGAGAAAGUUCUUCCAGCUCAAUGUGAACCCUUUCAGAAGGCGCUUGAAUGAACACAUGCCUAGGUAUAUUCCCAAGCCCCUUAGGCCAGGAGGACCCAAAAGCAAAGACAAGUUUGUCAAGGAGUGGUACCCAGAUUGCUGAGCAUUUUCUCUUUGUAGUCUCUAGUUCAAAUAAAGAUUUCUCCAUGUUUUUGAUUCUUUGCCAGACUUUGGUCAGACAGAAA